GUACGUCAGCCCCGUCGCUCAUGUAGCGUCAUCAGCAUGUGACGAGUGUUUACGGGAAGCAUGAUACGUACACCGCAGUGAAAGAUAGUUUUAGAUCAGUUUGUUGUAACUUUGGGAGAAUGGCCAUGGACAUGACAUUUCUCGGGACCGGCUCGGCUUAUCCGUCUCCGCACCGCGGUGCCUCGGCUCUGGUGCUGCGCGCGGACGGCGAGUGCUGGCUGUUCGAUUGCGGAGAGGGAACACAGACUCAACUCAUGAAGAGUCAGCUCAGAGCCGGUCGAAUCACCAAGAUUUUCAUCUCCCACUUGCAUGGAGACCAUUUGUUCGGCUUGCCUGGUCUCCUUUGCACUGUGAGUCUCAACACCAACGCGGACCUCCAACAGAAACCAAAUUGCGUGGACAUCUACGGACCCCGGGGUCUUCGCCACUUUCUUAGGGUGACACUUGGCCUCACUGGUUCACAGCUUCUAUUCCCAUAUGCAGUUCAUGAGCUGGAGCCCACACCUGACCAGUGUCCAGAGGAGGGAUGGCUCAACCUGGAGGUGACAGCAGAGCGUGGUCCUCCCCACCCGCAGGAGCAGCCAGGCAGGACUAUCUCUUUUGAUGUCUCCAGUGAUUGUUAUUUCCUCUUUGAAGACAAGAAGUUUGCUGUGAAGGGCUUCCGAUUGGUUCAUCGCAUCCCUUCCUUUGGUUUUUGCAUUCAGGAGCAUGAUCGACCUGGAAGACUAAAAACAGAGCUACUGAAGGAAUUGGGCCUUAAACCAGGACCUCUCUAUGGCCGUCUCAAAGCUGGGGAACCUGUAACUCUUGAAAGUGGACGUGUGGUUCUGCCUACUGAGGUGCUGGAAGAAGCUAUUCCAGGGAGGAAACUCUGCAUUUUAGGGGACUGCAGCUCAGUGCUUGGGGAAGGGCCGCUAAAGCUGUGCAAUGGGGCAGACAUUCUGGUUCAUGAGGCCACCCUUGGGAACGAGCAUCGAGAAAAAGCAGUGGACCACGGACACAGCACACCUGAAAUGGCAGCGGCCGUGGCUCAGGCUUGUUGUACUCGCAGGCUUGUUUUGCAUCACUUCAGUCAGCGGUACAAACCCAGCACUUUGCAGAAGGAGGGAGAUGAGGACAACAUGUCAGAGCUCAAGAGACAGGCUGAAGAUGCUCUACAGGACAGUGGUGUAGAAGUGACUCUGGCUGAGGAUUUUAUGACUCUGGCUAUCCCUCUCAGAAGACCAAGGUGAUUCAUAACCAGUUUAGUUUUGAAUUCUUGUUUGGAGUUUUUGACCAUGUCACUCAACAUCACAGUCAUUCUGUCAACAGCAAAUAUUCAUGUUUAAACUUCUCUUUAUUUGGGCCAGUUUUAAGACUUGAGGUGUGCUUUAAAUUUGAGCUAGGCAACAGUUCAAAUAUCAAUAUCAUUCAUAAAAAGUAGGCACCACCACCAUCUGCUUCAGUUGCAGAUUUACUAUUGCUUUGUGCCUGGUACAAUCAUUGUUUUAACAUUAAGAAGAUCCUGUGGAUAUUUACUGUUGAUAUUUUUGGCUGCUGCAUUGAGGAUGCACAGGUGUUGGGUAACACCAGGAGGAGGAGAAAGUGCAAAAGACAAGAUUCUACAUUACGGUAAAUUUGUUUUUAAUGCCAAAAAACUGUCAGAAUCCACCAUGAUAUUCUUAACUUCUGGAAGACAUAUAAGACAACCUAGAAACUCAAUUUUAAUGUAGUUAAUCUUAAACAUCUGCACUAUAAGAUGUAAUUCUUAUCAGUCUUGUUUGAUCAGAACCAAAGAGAUAAUCAUAAGUAUUUGAACUGAAUCUGUAAUCAGAUUCAUGUGUGACUGUUCUGAGUUGUAACAAAAAAUAAAAAGGCUGUGCCUGUAUUCUUGGUAGAAAUAUACUGAUAAUCAGCUAGUUUGCAUAUUUGUGAGACCUGUGGUAGACUGGUGGUUAUUAUCAAAACGAACUGAGCAGUUUCAGAACCACACCUGCUGGACACUACGAUAGGCACCGUCUUUAGAUUUCUGACUUCAUGCUAAUUUGCCCAGCUGAGUAAAUCUAUCCAUUUGUUUACUUGAAAGCCAAACAAGAAGCAGGGAACAAUAACAUGCACGCUGAGAUCUUUUCAACAAUCAGCACUUCCUGGGUGUAGUGACAUAAUUCAGAUCCCCGAGGAAAUUGUCCUGCUAAAUUGUGGAAAUGAGAUUUUUUUUUUUUUGUCACUUUAACACAAACUGUAGUCACAUUCCCGAACUCCUUCUUUCACCCAGUUUUUUGCAUCUUCUGUGGAAUCAACACCAGGAGAUCACUGUUGAACCUUUUCCAGAGCUUUAUUUCUGGAUCUGUACACAAGGUAUUAAAGUACAACAGAAAAUACAAAAUAAUGUUUAAGAAAAAAAAAAAAAAAACAAACAAAAAAAACAGCAAUGUUUAUGUACAAUUCUUAUAAACAAUAAAGAUAGCUUCUUGAA
Messenger RNA from Melanotaenia boesemani (Boeseman's rainbowfish), 2455 nucleotides. It is a transcript of the gene elac1, whose product is annotated as elaC ribonuclease Z 1. Gene Ontology annotation, cellular component: nucleus. Bases 120 to 1232 code for a protein of 370 amino acids. The record is from RefSeq and is a predicted model, not a curated record. The transcript has 5 exons. Lineage: Eukaryota; Metazoa; Chordata; Actinopteri; Atheriniformes; Melanotaeniidae. Gene Ontology annotation, molecular function: 3'-tRNA processing endoribonuclease activity.